AUGCCCGCAAAGGUCACCCUGUUUGACGACAAGUGCAAGCCUGUGUAUGAUCUGGGGGGUGGCCCCUACAACACCGUGAUCUGGAACCCCUUCGGCCGCUUCCUGGCCAUCGCCGGGUUCGGCAACCUGCCGGGCGACCUGGUGUUCUGGUCAAAGCUCAACAAGGGCGCCUGCAAGCAGAUCGCCGCGACGCGGUCAGAGGCGGUCAACGCGUCGUGGUCGCCGUGCGGGCGCUACGUCAUGACGUCGACGGUGGCGCCGCGGCUGAGGGUGGACAACAACGUCAAGGUGUUCACCUACUAUGGCGAGAAGGUGGCCGAGAAGAAGUUUGACGUGCUGCUGGAGGCGCAGUGGCUGCCCGCCCCCAGCGGUACCUUCGAGGACCGCCCCGCGUCGCCGCGCGCGGCCGGAAGCAGCGGCGCGGCCGGCGGCGGCGGCGGCGGCGGCGCGGCGGCGGCGCCGCCGAGGGCGGCGGGAUACAGCCCGGCGGACGCAUAA
This is a messenger RNA of Monoraphidium neglectum, 498 nucleotides long. RefSeq names its product Eukaryotic translation initiation factor 2A. The transcript is spliced from 5 exons. The coding region runs from base 1 to 498 and encodes 165 amino acids. Gene Ontology annotation, molecular function: translation initiation factor activity; tRNA binding; ribosome binding. Gene Ontology annotation, biological process: translational initiation. Lineage: Eukaryota; Viridiplantae; Chlorophyta; Chlorophyceae; Sphaeropleales; Selenastraceae. The record is from RefSeq and is a predicted model, not a curated record. Gene Ontology annotation, cellular component: cytosolic small ribosomal subunit.